AUGGAAAUGAGAUCAGUAAGAAUUAAUAUGAGAUCAGUAAGAAUUGAUAUAAGCUGUAUGAUCAGUUUUAUCUGGGCUUAUCCUGAAGGUCCACCUCUGAAGGCUUGUACACAUAUGUUUCCUACAGACCAUGGGGCUAGUGCUCAAACAGCCGAUCCUUAUUUUAAAAUAACAACUUCAACUGAGACAUAUUCUGAAGGCGGCACCAUCGAAGUUACAUUAGAGGCAACCUCAAAUUAUUAUGAAGGUGUAUUUAUUCAAGCUAGACGGACAAACUGUGAUAAUACUGAACCAGUUGGUACCUUUACAUUAUCUCAAGGCGAAACCUUUCUGAAAACCAUGAAUUGUAACAACAAGGACAAUAGUGCUGUUGCGCACCAAACCAAGAGGCAUGAAACUUCUAAAACUAUCACAUGGAAAGCUCCAGCAGAAACCGUUGGCCAGAUCUAUUUUCAGGGAACAUUUGUACGAAACGAGAAGACAUUUUGGGUUGGGGUAUUUUCACCUAUUAUUAAACCUGUUGCUGAUUCAGCAAAAGCUAAUGAAGAAUUUUGUCCUGUAGAGAGUUCAGUUGGGAACCUUUCAAUCUCACUCAUAUCAUUAUGUCUUUCUAUGAUUGUAUUCAAACUCUUGUAGAUUUGUAAUGUAUUACAUUUGUGUUAGGCUUCGUUACUGUUUUGCACGCACAAAUUCUAAUAACAACAGAAAACGUUUCUAAUUUCUUUUCAAAUAUUUUAGCUGUGUACUAACUCUUGCUGCAUGACUAUAAGAUACCCCUGUGCGAUCUUACCUUGGGCUUCACAAUGCCAGCGAAUACAGCCAAUCAGAGCCUCGACAGGAAUGCUUAAAACAUUGGUUUUUGUGUUCACAGACCUUCUGUCGAGGUACCUGUAUUCGCAAGCAUACAAUCCAAUCACUCGUUUAAUUUACAAAAGUUCGUAAUAGCUUGUGAAGAUGAGAAAGCUCGAAUGCAGGACAUUCUAUGGUAGUGCAGUACAGUUAUAUGUAUUAUUUUUAGUCCAAAAUGCACAAGUUCUAUCAUUCAUUAUCAGAAAUUCACAAGUUAAUAAUCAACACCUUUAUAAUCGACUGUUCAACUUAUGUACUUGAUAUUUUUGUAUGAAAAAAUAUAAAUCUAAAAAUAUACGU
This is a messenger RNA of Lottia gigantea (owl limpet), 1149 nucleotides long. RefSeq lists its product as hypothetical. The transcript has 5 exons. Gene Ontology annotation, molecular function: oxidoreductase activity, acting on metal ions. The record is from RefSeq and is a predicted model, not a curated record. The coding region runs from base 1 to 636 and encodes 211 amino acids. NCBI's taxonomy places the organism in Eukaryota, Metazoa, Mollusca, Gastropoda, Lottiidae.